CUUUUAACCAUGAACUUUACCGCAAACAUCUCAAAGCUAACUCAGUUGUGGAAAGCUAAUGCACCAGUAGCAACAUAUGUGGCCAUUAGAUCACCUUCCACAUCUCCAUGUUUGUGCAAGAACGUAAAGGCUGGAAUUCUUAAAGGCACACCUUUUAGGACAUUGCCACUUACUUAUGAUGAAACUCAAGCGCCUCAUUACAUUUUUGACAGGAAAGUUUGGCUGUCAUGGAAUACAAGUAAUUUGCACAAUGAAAGAAAUAGGAUAGCUGAAACAACUUUUGAGGAUCUAAUUAUUAGAAAAUUUAUGUAUGGUACAUGGCAUGGAGCUUUAGUAUCUGAGGUCAUUAUUAAAAGACGGCACAAUAUGAUAAUCCUUGCAUUUAUUGCUUCAGUGGAACAUGUUUUACAGAGACAGGUUUACUUUUUGCAAGGGUAUACAGAAGAGCUGUUGUCACAUUGGUUGAAAUGUCCUAUCAAAGUUGAAUUACAGUGUGUUACUUCUAAAGAAGAUGUAGUGUUUAAAAGAAUUUGAAUUUUUCUUUUUUUACUGCACAAUA
Physella acuta is the source of this 559-nucleotide messenger RNA. Its product is annotated as small ribosomal subunit protein uS3m-like. NCBI's taxonomy places the organism in Eukaryota, Metazoa, Mollusca, Gastropoda, Physidae. Gene Ontology annotation, biological process: translation. Gene Ontology annotation, cellular component: mitochondrion. The record is from RefSeq and is a predicted model, not a curated record.